This is a messenger RNA of Solea senegalensis (Senegalese sole), 4038 nucleotides long. Its product is annotated as semaphorin-3aa-like. The transcript is spliced from 17 exons. Lineage: Eukaryota; Metazoa; Chordata; Actinopteri; Pleuronectiformes; Soleidae. The record is from RefSeq and is a predicted model, not a curated record. The coding region runs from base 573 to 3191 and encodes 872 amino acids. Gene Ontology annotation, molecular function: chemorepellent activity; neuropilin binding; semaphorin receptor binding. Gene Ontology annotation, biological process: positive regulation of neuron migration; semaphorin-plexin signaling pathway; negative chemotaxis.
AUGGUGUAGCGCUUGCUCUCUCUCUCUCUCUCUCUCGCAGUCUGGUGGAGCCGCACUCAAGGAUUAGAGGGUUGCUGUGAGUGUCUGCUCAGAAGAGAGGGAGAAGAAGAAGCUAGAUAAAAAUAAAAUAGAAAGAAAGAAAGAAAGAAAGAAAAUCGGCUGAAGGGAAAAAAGAAAGACCUUUCCAUUGUGGAUAAAGUGAUCUGAUUUACCUUUCAUUUCAUUCCUGCCAGGCUAAAGUUGCUGAGGCUUCACCUGAUCAAACCGGAGGACCAUAAUAGAUCCUGGACCUCCACACACGGAGCCAUGUGAGCAGCGACCCAUCCACCCACUUCACACUCUCCAAGUCCAGCCACCCCAACCUCCUCAAGAUCUGCACUCUGAGCCUGGGGAGCACAUCCAGGAUUUUUUCCCCCCCCUCCUGCCUGGGACCCUCCAUCCACUGUCAGGGACUCUACGGGCUCGGGCGUACACCCCCCUUCACAGCGGGAGACGCUCAUUUCAGUAGGGGGGAAGUGGUCGGGGUGUAAGUGCCCCCUGGUCUGGAGGCCAGCCAGCAGCUCUCCAGCACCAUGGAUUACCUGCUUGGGAUUGUAGUGCUGCUGUGUGGGGCAAUGCAGCUGGGGAGAGGAGCGGAGCCCAAGCACAAUGUACCCAGGCUAAAGCUGUCAUACAAGGAGAUGUUAGAGUCCAGUAACCUCGUCACCUUCAACGGCUUGGCCAACAGCUCAGGCUAUGACACUUUCCUCCUGGACGAGGAGCGGGGGAGACUACUGGUGGGAGCCGAGGACCACAUCUUCUCCUUUGACCUCGUCAACAUCAACAGAGACCACAAACAGAUUGCAUGGCCUGCCACCCCCUCCAAGAGGGAUGAAUGCAAGUGGGCAGGAAAAGACUAUGGGAAGGAGUGUUCUAACUUCGUCCGAGUCCUGCAGCCGUACAACCAGACUCACCUGUACAUCUGCGGCACGGGAGCCUUCCACCCCAUCUGUUCUUAUCUGGAAAUGGGCAAAAGAGCAGAGGACAACAUCUUCCGACUGGCUCCACAUUUCGAGAACGGCCGCGGGAAAAGCCCCUAUGACCCCAGAAUGCUCUCAGCCUCGCUCCUGAUCGAUGGAGAACUGUACUCUGGCACAUCUGCUGAUUUCAUGGGAAGGGACUUUGCAAUUUUCCGUACGCUGGGAGAUCAUCAUCCAAUCAGGACAGAGCAGCAUGAUUCAAGAUGGCUGAAUGACCCCAGGUUUGUCAGCGUUCACUUGAUCCCGGAGAGCGACAACCCCGAGGACGACAAGAUCUUCCUGUUCUUCAAAGAGAACGCCAUCGACGGAGAGCACACCGGGAAGGCGACCAUCGCCAGGAUAGGACAACUGUGUAAGAAUGAUAUGGGAGGCCACAGGAGUCUGGUCAACAAGUGGACCACUUUCCUCAAGGCCCGGUUAAUGUGUUCAGUCCCUGGCGUCAAUGGCAUUGAUACACACUUUGACGAACUGCAGGACGUGUUUCUCAUGAGUUCCAAGGACCCGAAGAACCCCGUCAUCUACGCCGUGUUCACCACGUCCAGUAACAUAUUUAAAGGCUCGGCAGUGUGUAUGUACAACAUGGCGGACGUCAGGAGGGUUUUCCUGGGUCCUUACGCGCACAGAGACGGACCCAACUACCAGUGGGUGCCUUUCCAGGGCCGAGUGCCCUACCCUCGUCCAGGAACUUGUCCCAGUAAGACGUUUGGAGGAUUCGACUCCACGAAGGACCUCCCCGAUGACGUCAUCACCUUCGCCCGGGGUCACCCGGCCAUGUACAACCCGGUGCACCCGAUCGGGGGGCGUCCCAUCAUGGUGAGGACGGACGUGGACUACCAGUUCUCCCAGCUGGUGGUGGACAGAGUGGAGGCGGAGGACGGACAGUACGAUGUCAUGUUUAUCGGCACAGAUAUGGGAACCGUGCUGAAAGUGGUGACGAUCCCCAGAGAGAGCUGGCACGACCUGGAGGAGGUGGUGCUGGAGGAGAUGACCGUCUUCAGGGAGCCAACUCCCAUUACUGCCAUGGAGCUGUCCACCAAGCAGCAACAGCUGUACCUUGGCUCGUCCCUGGGCGUCUCGCAGAUGUCUUUGCACCGCUGCGAGGUCUAUGGGAAAGCGUGCGCCGAGUGCUGUUUGGCCAGAGACCCGUACUGUGCCUGGGACGGCACCGAGUGUUCGAGAUACUUUCCGACCGCCAAGAGGCGCACGAGGCGGCAGGACAUCAGAAACGGAGACCCUCUCUCUCAGUGCUCGGACCUGCAGCAUCACGACGACGUGGACGGCGCCGGGGGCAGCGUGGAGGACAGGAGUGUGUUCGGCGUGGAGAACAGCAGCAUGUUCCUCGAGUGCAGCCCCAAGUCUCAGAGAGCGCUCAUCUACUGGCAGCUGCAGAAGCUCAACGACGAUCGCAAGCAUGAGAUCAAGCUCGACGAGCGAAUGCUUCGCACAGACCAGGGUUUGCUCAUUCGCAGCCUGACACAGUCCGACACCGGCAUCUACCACUGUCAGGCGGUGGAACACGGCUUCAUUCAGCCCCUGCAGCGCCUCAACCUUCAGGUCAUCCCUGCACAGAGACUGGGCGACAUCCUUCCUGGACUCCCCGGCGUGGGUGGCGGUGGCGGCGGUGGCGGCGGUGGCGGCGGUGGCGGCGGCGGCGUAGGUCAGACGGCCAAGCACAGGCUGUGGUACAGAGAUUUCCUCUCUCUCCUGGAUCACCCCGACCUCAACAGCGUCGAAGAGUUCUGUGAUCGAGUUUGGAAGAAGGAGCGCAAACAGAAGAAGGCGAAGACGCCCGCCGCCAGUGAUCAGGGGAAAUCUGACAACAAAGGUGGCUCCAACUCUCCGUUGGGGCCUAAAGCGUUUGGUCCUAAUGCGCAGAAGCAGCAGGCCGGGCCACCACAGAGCAGGCAAUGGCUUCAGGCCGGCUCUCCAACUGUGGAGGGGCCGGCACGGGGCCAGAAUUCCCAGAAAGGUCAGACAAAUCUGGGGACAGCCAGGAACAACCAGAAGUCGCAGAACAGCCAGAAGGGCCAGGGAAGCCAGGCUGGCUCUCAAGCGGCGGGGGGAUCGCGGGCGAGCAGCCAGCACGCGGCCAAGUGGCGGCGGAUGCAGGAAAACAAGAAGGGACGCAACAGGAGAACCCACGAGCUCCAGAGACCUCCGCGCAGUGUUUGAACCAGGCGCGCCGGGGAAAGAAGAAGCACACGACAUGCAAACUGAGAUCGACCAACAACACGAGCACAAACCCAUGCAUCCACACAUACUGUACCCACACAAGCACAUUCUGUCGACUGUGUUUCUCUGACGUAUGAUUCAGUGACCUCUCCAUAACAACCGCGGCAAGACACAGUCCCACUUUGUAAACGGCAGCAGAGCUCUCAUUCAAAAUAACAGCACAUAACCUUGGACGUGGACAGAGACGAACGAGAGGACGGAGGAACUGGAAGGCGUACUGUAAAUGUGUGAGCAUGUGGUCGGUUGGUUGCCUGGGAUACCGUCUGGCAGACACUUCAACCUCCUGUACAUAAGCGACUAAAAUAGGACUGGGACAAAAAAAAAAAAGAAGAAAAAAACGUUGACUGAGGUGUUUGUCGGUGAGCAGAUGGACCUAAAUACGCUGAGAGGACAGUUGUGGGGACAUUUAUAGAUGCACACGGGGACGUUCACGGAGGCGGCGGAGGCGACGGCGGAAAACUCGCCGUCGGUGACCUGAGCAUGUGAACUUGCAAGUUAGCGUUUCAACGGAAAUAGAUAAACAGAACUCAUUUUAUUUUUUGGGGCGAAGACAAAAAGGAACCUUUCCGUCGAAGUCUGUGUGGCCAACAGGAAUCAUUAGAAUAUAAACAUGCAAAAAAAAACAAACAAACACUGCAAGCGUGGAGAAAAGUGCUUCGUCACAACCCUCUUCCAUCCGAGGCUGGGAAAGCAUUGUGCAUGUUGUUGUCAAUCAAUGUUUUAAUAAGCUAGUUAUUUUAUGGAGUUCAAGGGGCUUUUUUUUUUUUUUUUUUUUUUUCUUUCCUUU